This is a messenger RNA of Passer montanus (Eurasian tree sparrow), 1171 nucleotides long. It is a transcript of the gene BHLHE22, whose product is annotated as basic helix-loop-helix family member e22. The record is from RefSeq and is a predicted model, not a curated record. The coding region runs from base 146 to 1045 and encodes 299 amino acids. Gene Ontology annotation, molecular function: protein dimerization activity. The transcript has a single exon. NCBI's taxonomy places the organism in Eukaryota, Metazoa, Chordata, Aves, Passeriformes, Passeridae.
GCCGGGCACGACGCAGCUCCGGCGGGAGCCGGGAAACGAUUUCUGCCAGCGGGACGCCGGGGAGCCGCCCGCCGCGGCGCGGAGCCUUGGAGGAGCGGGCCGGGAGCUGAGGGGGGCGGAGGAGGCGGAGGCGAGCGGGGCGCCGAUGGAGCGGGCGCUGGGGCUGCCCGCAGAAGAGGACCUCUUCCACAAGAGCCUCGCCGCCUCGGCCAAGCGCAUGGAGUCCGCCUUCCGCUCGCCCCCGGGGCUCGACCUUUCCCACCCCCGCGACCGCCAGCCCUCGCCGCUCGCCUGCUACGAGGCGUCGGAGCCCGAGGCGCUGCUGCAGCCCGGAGUCGGCGGCGACCCGCUGGCGCUGCCGCCGGGCUCCGUCUGCGUCAAGUACGGCGAGAGCGCCAGCCGCAGCUCGGUGGCCGAGAGCAGCGGCGGCGAGCAGAGCCCCGACGACGACAGCGACGGCCGCUGCGAGCUGGUGCUGCGCGGCGCCGGGGGGGACCCGCGCGUCGCCUCGCCGGCGGCGGGCGGCGGCGGAGGGGGGGGCGGGGGGCUGAAGGCGGCCGAGGGCAGCUGCUCCAACAGCCACGGGCACGGCGGCAGCAAGAAGUCCAAGGAGCAGAAGGCGCUGCGGCUCAACAUCAACGCGCGGGAGCGGCGGCGGAUGCACGACCUGAACGACGCGCUGGACGAGCUGCGGGCGGUCAUCCCCUACGCGCACAGUCCCUCGGUGCGGAAGCUCUCCAAGAUCGCCACGCUCCUCCUGGCCAAGAACUACAUCCUGAUGCAGGCGCAGGCCCUGGAGGAGAUGCGGCGCUUGGUGGCUUAUCUCAACCAGGGCCAGGCCAUCUCGGCCGCCUCCCUGCCCAGCUCCGCCGCGGCGGCGGCGGCGGCGGCGGCGGCGCUGCACCCCGCCCUCGGCGCCUACGAGCAGGCGGCCGGUUACCCCUUCAGCGCCGGGCUGCCCCCCGCCACCUCCUGCCCGGAGAAAUGUGCCAUCUUCAACAGCGUCUCCUCCAGCCUCUGCAAACAGUGCACGGAGAAGCCUUAAGCGCCGCCGCCGUGGCCGCCCCCCGCCGCCGCCGCGGCCCCGGGGAGCGGCGACAGCCGGCGCUGCGGUCCCGGGCCGGGGAGCGCGGAGGCGGCGGAGGGACUGACCGCUGCCCGGCCCCCGCCA